UUAGUCCUGCCCCUCAUCAGCUCCAGUUUCCUCAUUUCAGAUCAAGAUGGACAGUCUCCAGGAAAUGCAGCAGUCUUUGAUGCAGGAGAAGCUGCGGGAGCAUCUGGCAGAAAAGGAGAAGCUGUCAGAGGAAAGGCUUGAGCAGGAGGAGAAGCUGAAAGCCAGGAUCAAGCGGCUAACGGAAGAGAAGGCGAUUUUGGAGGAAAGCAUUGUUAAUGAGAAAACCAGAGCGAAAGAAGCAUUAGAGGAAGAACAGAAGAGAGCCCAAGAGCUGGAGAAUAGCUUAACCCACCAGAAGGAGGUUUUGGAGAGCAACGUGGCCCAUGAGAAAAGGAAAGCAAAGGAAGCUGUAGAGACAGAAAAAAGAAAAGUUCAAGAUCUGGAAAACCACUUAACCCAACAGAAGGAGAUUGCAGAGACCAGCAUUGCCUACGAGAAAAACAAAGCGAAGGAGGCCAUAGAGAAGGAAAAGAAAAAAGUGCAAGAUCUGGAGAACCACUUAACCAAGCAGAAAGAGGAAAUAGCACUGAAAGUACAAAAAGAGGACGUUUUAAAUAAUAAGUUAAAUGAGGCGCUGGCCAUGGUAGAAGAGACUCAGAAGACAAAGGUGGCUGAAAGUCUGAAAGUAGAGAGUCUCACAAUCAAAGUAAAUGAGACAUUAGCUGAACUGGAAACUACCAAGACAAAGAUGAUCAUGAUGGAGGAGCGAACAUUGCUGCAACAGCAGACGAUAAAGGCCCUCCAGGACGAGCGGGAGUCACAGAAACACGGAUUUGAGAAGGAAAUUGCGGAAUAUAAGGAGCAAAUCAAACAGCACUCCCAGACGAUUGUGAGUCUCGAGGAAAGACUCCAAAAAGUGACACAACACCAUAAAAAAAUAGAAGGCGAGAUUGCAGCUCUGAAGGACAAUGACCCAGGUUCCUCUGGCACAUUUCAAAAGGAGGAAAUACAGCCAGACCCUCCUGCAGCACCUCCAUCGGAGAGCAAUGUCAAAGAAGAUGUGUGCGAUCACUUGAUAGAAGAUUUAUUGACUGCUCAGAAGGAAAUCCUCUCCCAGCAGGAGGUCAUCGUGAGGUUGAGGAAAGACCUUACCGAAGCUCAUGGCCGAAUGUCAGAUUUGAGAGGGGAGCUCAGCGAGAAGCAGAAGGUGGAACUGGAGCGGAACAUGCAGCUGGUCCAGCAACAGAGCAGCGAGCUGAGUAUGCUUAAGGAGAAGAUGGCGCAGUUGACCAGCCUGGUGGAAAAGAAGGACAGGGAGCUGGAGACCCUCAGAGAGGCGCUAAGGGCUUCCCAAGAGAAGCACAAACUCCAGCUGAGUCCGGAGAAGGACGAGAAGCCCAGGAAUACGGCCCAGAUGUGUGACAUCUCGGUGCAGAUGGAACCAAUCCACACGGGUAUUUUCUUGGGUGGCCUAGAGGAGCAAUCCUUCAGUGAUCUGGGAGCCAAAUGCAAAGGGUCCCGACAUGAGGAAGUCAUUCAGCGUCAGAAAAAGGCCUUAUCUGAACUUCGAGCACGAAUUAAAGAACUUGAGAAGGCCUGCUCGCCAAAUCAUAAGGACCAACUGGAUGAAUCAUUUCUAGAAUUAAAGACUCCCAGAAUGGAAAAAAAUGUCCAGAAAAUAUUAUUGGACACAAGACCUGAUUUUCCAAGUCUCUCAAGGAUAGAGAACCGAGUGCCUCAAAAUGGCCUUUCCAACUCAGGGCCCAUUCUGACCAUUGAGAAGUCAGGGAAAACAGAUGCAUCUGAGGCUUUGGAUCUCAGUGAAAAACUGUACUUGGACAUGAGUAAAACACUCGGGAGUCUGAUGAACAUCAAGGAUAUGUCAGGCCACGUGUCCAUGAAGUACCUGUCCGCAAAAGAAAGGGAGAGAGUAAACCAGCUUCGACAAAGGGACCUUGAGCUGGUGUUUGAUAAGAUCACCCAACUCAAGAACCGGCUAGAGAGAAAAGAGGAGCUUCUGAGAGGCUAUGAGAAAGACAUCGAACAGCUCAGGCAGAGCAAAGUGUCCAUUCAGGUGUACCAGUCACAGGUGGCCAAGCUGGAAGAUGAAAUCUACAAAGAGGCAGAAGAAAAGGCCUUACUAAAGGAGGCCUUGGAGCGCACGGAGCAACAGCUGUGCCAGGAGAAGAAGCUCAAUAGGGCGAUCAGGCAGCAGAAGGUGAGAGCUACCUGUUUGGAGCAGAACCUCUGAGGCUGCCCCUCAGCUCCCGUUAGAAAUAACCCCCAAAAGAAACAAUCCUUCAUGGUUAUGAGGGAGGGGGCGGGACGGGGAUGGAAAAACACUAAAUAGACAAUAAAUAAGUGGUAACUUUGGCGAAGGGUAAAACAGUACAGUAUACUGGGGAAGCCAGCUCAACUCGUACAAGGCAAGGUCAUGAAAGCUCCAUAGACACAUCCAAACUUCCUGAGGGACCGAAUUGCUGGUCUGAGGGCUGUGGGGACCCUGGUCUCAGAGAACAUCAAGCUCAACUGGCAUAACAUAGUUUAUAAAUAAAAUGUUCUACAUUCUACUUUGGUGAGUAGC
Messenger RNA from Loxodonta africana (African savanna elephant), 2524 nucleotides. RefSeq names its product forkhead associated phosphopeptide binding domain 1 (gene FHAD1). The transcript is spliced from 15 exons. The coding region runs from base 47 to 2191 and encodes 714 amino acids. The record is from RefSeq and is a predicted model, not a curated record. Lineage: Eukaryota; Metazoa; Chordata; Mammalia; Proboscidea; Elephantidae.